Coniosporium apollinis CBS 100218 is the source of this 1134-nucleotide messenger RNA. RefSeq lists its product as uncharacterized. The record is from RefSeq and is a predicted model, not a curated record. Gene Ontology annotation, molecular function: single-stranded DNA binding; damaged DNA binding. Gene Ontology annotation, biological process: UV-damage excision repair; meiotic mismatch repair; mitotic recombination. Bases 1 to 1134 code for a protein of 377 amino acids. Lineage: Eukaryota; Fungi; Ascomycota; Dothideomycetes. The transcript has a single exon. Gene Ontology annotation, cellular component: ERCC4-ERCC1 complex; nucleotide-excision repair factor 1 complex; nucleus.
AUGGCUGGUGACAACGCCGCCGCUGCGCAGCCCAUACGCCCUGCGAGUGCAAACAGGACUGCCCCAGGAAAUGCAUCAAACCCAAAUGGCCCAAAGGUACAGCAGCCGAAGCCGCAAGCUCUAUCAACACGGCCAGGAGCAAGCGCUGUGCUGGUGUCUGCGCGUCAAAAGGGCAAUCCAAUUCUCAGCAACAUCAAAUCCGUUCCUUGGGAAUACUCAGAUAUCCUUGCGGACUACGUCCUGGGCGCCACUACCUGUGCUCUUUUCCUGUCAUUAAAGUAUCAUCGUCUGCAUCCCGAGUACAUCUACUCGCGUAUUCGUGCGCUUGCGGGAAAGUAUAAUCUCAGGAUCAUUCUCACGAUGGUCGACAUUCCAAAUCAUGAGGAACCACUGAAAGAGCUAUCGAAAACAUCUCUCGUCAACAAUGUCACUAUCAUUUUGUGUUGGAGCGCGCAGGAAGCCGGACGCUAUCUCGAACUAUUCAAGACCUACGAGCAUACCGCCCCGACCAGUAUCCGCGCUCACCAGUCCACGAGUUAUUCAGACAAGCUUGUUGAGUUUAUCACUGUACCCAGAAGCAUCAACAAGACAGAUGCCGUGGGCUUAGUGUCAAAUUUUGGUAGCAUCCGGACGGCAGUCAAUGCGAGACCCGAAGAGGUGUCAUUGAUUGCAGGAUGGGGCGAGAAGAAAGUUCAGAGGUGGUGCAACACGGUGCGUGAGCCCUUCAGGCUGAGGAAAGCCGCCAAGAGAGGUAUCAACAGGGAAGAGGGUAGUGUAGCACCACUCGCACUGUCCGGGCAAAACACCCCUGCGGACGGUGAAGAAGAGGCCCGCAGGGUACCUACACUUGGCGUGGGGUCACCUGUUGGAGUCAACUCUCCGCUCAGCAGGCCUCCGUCCGCUGCAGGCGCUACUCCGGACGCAGAUAGAAGACCCCCUAUCAGACCGGCGGAGAGUAUUUCUACUUGGAUGCCGGAUGAGGACGAGGAAGAGGCUAUGCUUGCUGCAGCUCAGGAGGCAAGCCUACCACCACAAGACACCCGAAACAACAACAUCCAAUCAAAGAAGCGCAAGGUGCAAGAAGACGAACCCAGCGAGGGCGUCAUGGCAGCCCUAGCCAAGCUCAGGCAGUAA